AUGCUGGGACCCAGUCACAAGAGGAGAAGGUCAGGGCACAGAUGCUGGGACCCAGUCACAAGAGGAGGAGGUCAGAGCACAGAUGCUGGGACCCAGUCACAAGAGGAGGAGGUCAGGACACAGAUGCUGGGACCCAGUCACAAGAGGAGGAGGUCAGAGCACAGAUGCUGGGACCCAGUCACAAGAGGAGGAGGUCAGAGCACAGAUGCUAGGACCCAGUCACAAGAAGAGAUGGACCGGACACUGUCGCAGUCCCAAGAAGCAGACAGGCAAUCCCAGGAACACCAGCCCAUUUUGUUGCUCACAAACAGUAUUGAUGAUAGUGACAUAGAAACAUCCGUAUGGUGGAGAAGGCUGAGCUGCGAGGCAAGCAGAUCACAAGGUGUUUUGGGGGUGUGUUUCCAGCACCAUCCAGCAGCUGAUCUAGCAGUCAUCACCCACCAGUUGCUGCACAACAAGGUGUUAGCAGUCCAAGACUGGUCUGUGUUCUGGCAGCAGAUUCGGAUGAACAGCAAUGUAAAAGAAUCUUGCACAGAGUUAAACACUUCAACAGACACCUGAGCAUUGGCAUUCAUAUGAUCUACCUGUGAAGUUCAACCAGGCUUUAUAAAGCAUUACACACAAGGCAGCUAUGAUACACUGUGUUGUAAUUGGCCAAAAAUGCAGAUUGGUAACACCAGUCACCUAAGCCACCAUUGCCAUUGCAGACAAGAGUGUGAAGUAAUAGCCCCUACAGUUUACAGCAAAGCCCUCGACUGUAGCCCUACAAACUUCAGAUACUGCCGAUGGCGUAGAUGCACUGAACUUUGCCAGUUUUUCAGCUAUGUUGAAUUGACAUCUCCAACUGAUUUUAAGAGCCAGGAUUGAUAUCAGACUGCUUGACAGCACGGACCUCUUUCUUGGGUGGAUGGAUUCAGAGAUGACCUACAGAUGCAGCCAUGACUGUGGCACAUGAAUGUUAUAGAUGAUGACUGUAAAGAAAUGAUGAUAGCAGAAAAAUGAAACUAUCUUAAUAUGGUUUUCUGGAAUUAAAUUAGCAGACAAAGUAUUCAUAUUUCUGUGGAAAAAUAAUGUCAUAGCUGAAAUAUGUUUUGCAAAUUCAAAAUGGUAAUGUUUUUCUCAUAUUUUAUGCUGGCAUCACAAAUAUUAUCAUUGGCUCUGUAUACGGUAAUCUCUCACUUCAAAACAUAACUAAUUGGACUAUUUGAAGAUUAAAUCUUCAUUAUUUUUAUUUAAUAUAAAAUGCUAUGCUGGUUUUACUGUCUUAAAUAAUGUUACUUAUUAUGUCUGAAAAGCCUAAAAUAAAGUUUACAAAUUU
Mya arenaria is the source of this 1318-nucleotide messenger RNA. RefSeq lists its product as uncharacterized. The coding region runs from base 1 to 561 and encodes 186 amino acids. The record is from RefSeq and is a predicted model, not a curated record. The transcript is spliced from 7 exons. Lineage: Eukaryota; Metazoa; Mollusca; Bivalvia; Myida; Myidae.